This is a messenger RNA of Vicia villosa (hairy vetch), 1401 nucleotides long. Its product is annotated as serine/threonine-protein kinase SRK2A. Gene Ontology annotation, biological process: intracellular signal transduction; protein phosphorylation. The transcript is spliced from 9 exons. The record is from RefSeq and is a predicted model, not a curated record. Gene Ontology annotation, molecular function: protein serine/threonine kinase activity; ATP binding. Lineage: Eukaryota; Viridiplantae; Streptophyta; Magnoliopsida; Fabales; Fabaceae. The coding region runs from base 190 to 1263 and encodes 357 amino acids.
AAACUGAAAGAACCGGUUUUUCAGUGAAAGAUACGAUUUUUUUCGAUACCCUUUUGAUUAGAGGGAAAAAUAGUACCGUGAUUCUAGAAUAAAUUGCAUGCUCAUUUGAGUUUGAGUUUAAAGUUUGAAUCUUUUUCAUCAUCCACUACCGUAGUAGUAGUGUUGUUUUUUGGAGUGGAAGAUUUUGCUAUGGAGAGGUACGAGGUUGUUAAGGAUUUGGGAGCUGGGAAUUUUGGUGUGGCUAGGCUUUUGAGGAACAAGGAGACUAAGGAGCUUGUUGCCAUGAAGUACAUCGAGCGUGGUCACAAGAUUGAUGAGAAUGUGGCAAGAGAGAUUAUCAACCACAGGUCUCUUCGGCAUCCGAAUAUAAUUCGCUUUAAGGAGGUGGUUUUGACUCCUACUCAUUUAGCAAUAGUGAUGGAGUAUGCAGCUGGAGGUGAACUCUUUGAGCGGAUAUGUAGUGCUGGACGGUUUAGCGAAGACGAGGCCAGGUAUUUCUUUCAGCAGCUGAUAUCUGGUGUCCAUUACUGUCAUGCUAUGCAAAUAUGUCAUAGAGAUUUGAAGCUGGAAAAUACACUUUUAGAUGGAAGCCCUGCACCUCGCUUGAAAAUUUGUGACUUCGGCUAUUCCAAGUCAUCUUUGCUUCAUUCCCGACCCAAAUCAACUGUUGGAACUCCUGCUUAUAUAGCACCAGAGGUUCUUUCUAGGAGGGAGUAUGAUGGCAAGUUGGCUGAUGUGUGGUCGUGCGGCGUAACCCUUUAUGUCAUGCUGGUUGGAGCAUAUCCCUUUGAGGAUCAAGAUGACCCGAGAAAUUUUAGGAAAACAAUUCAGCGCAUAAUGGCUGUUCAAUACAAAAUCCCUGAUUAUGUUCACAUAUCUCAAGAUUGCAAACACCUUUUAUCUCGUAUAUUUGUUGCAAAUCCAUUAAAGAGAAUUUCUCUCCGGGAAAUCAAGAACCAUCCAUGGUUUUUAAAGAAUCUUCCAAGGGAGCUAACUGAAUCAGCUCAAGCUGCGUACUACCAGAGAGGCAAUCCAAGCUUUUCUAUUCAAAGUGUGGACGAGAUAAUGAAAAUUGUGGGAGAGGCGAGAGAACCUCCUCCGGUAUCUAGGCCGGUCAAAGGCUUUGGCUGGGAAGGCGAGGAGGAGGAAGAAGAAGUGGAAGAAGAAGAAGUGGAGGAAGAGGAAGAUGAAGAAGAUGAGUAUGACAAAAGGGUGAAAGAGGUUCAUGCAAGUGGAGAGUUUCAAAUCAGUUCAGAAGUGUAAUUGAUGUUAUAAAGUAUUAGUAUUAUUUUGUGGUACAAGUCAGUUAUUUAUGUGUACUAUAAUGUAUAAUUGGUUUUGAACCUGUGUGAGGAAAUUUGACUUGUCACAUUGUUCAUGUAUAAUAAUAUUUUUCAGUUA